This is a messenger RNA of Strongyloides ratti, 2049 nucleotides long. RefSeq names its product BcDNA.GH04978. The coding region runs from base 1 to 2049 and encodes 682 amino acids. Gene Ontology annotation, biological process: peptidyl-serine phosphorylation; peptidyl-threonine phosphorylation. The transcript is spliced from 3 exons. NCBI's taxonomy places the organism in Eukaryota, Metazoa, Nematoda, Chromadorea, Rhabditida, Strongyloididae. The record is from RefSeq and is a predicted model, not a curated record. Gene Ontology annotation, molecular function: ATP binding; protein serine/threonine kinase activity.
AUGGGGAAAUAUAGAGAUGGAAGUGUUUCUGAAGAUGGUGAAAUAAUUUCUUCCUCAGAGGAUGAGAAAAGGUGGAAAAGACGUAAACAUGAAAGAAGUGAUAGGCGUUGUAGAGAUAAAUCUAGCAAAAGAGACAGACAUUUAAAGAAAUCAAGAUAUAGCAGUAAAGAUUAUAGAGAUGAAAAAAGACGAUCUAGAGAAAGGAGUAUUGAUAAAUAUAGACAUAGAAGAGAUAGUAGGAGUCCAAAGAAACAUUAUGAACGUUCAUCAAAAGAUGAUUUUAAAGAGUCACGACAUAGAAAAAAAGAUCGACAUAAACAUGAUUCUGAAAAAAGUAAAAAACAUAGGAGUCGUUCUAAAGAAAGGAAAAGACCAAGAAGCCCAGAAAAAAAUAAUAUAAAAGAUGAAAAUUUCCCUAAAAGCAAAGGAAAUGAUUUUGUACCAAUUGAUUGGGUAGAUGAAAAAUCAGAAGAUGAAGAUGCAGAAGUUCAAAAAAGGCGUGAAAGAAGACGAAAAAUAAUGGAAGGAUUAAUAAGUGAAAAAAUAAAUGAUUGUAAAUCAACAGAAAAUGUUAAAAUUGAAAAUCAAAAACAAUUACAAAUAGAAAAUGAUAUUUUAAAAGCACAACCAAUAUCAGAUGAUGAUGACGAGGAACUUAAAAAAAAUAAUUUAAAUGCUUCAGGUGCACAACCAAUUUCAAAUUCUUCUACUGAAACUGAGUCUAAAGAAGAUAAUGGUAUAGAUCUCCCAACACAAGAAGAUGGAAAUACAUCAUCAAAAGAUUUUUUUGUUCAAUUAAAAGAAAAAAUAGAUCAUAUAAAAAAAAAUUCAGAAGAUAAAGUUGAUAGUGAUGUAAUAAUGAAAUUAGCAGAAGAAGAAAAGAAACAGGAAUUACCUAUACAUGUUGAGGAGGAAAAACCAACAACUGUAUCAUUUGAUAUGUUUGCAGAUGAUCUUUCUGAUAGUGUACUAGAAAAACCUUCUUUUACUAUAGCAACAAGUUCAAAUAAUCCUAAUUUAAAAGAUAAUUAUGAUGAUACUGAAGGUUAUUAUCGUGUUCGAAUUGGUGAGACAAUAUUAAAAAAAUAUCAUGUUAUUGGAUAUACAGGAGCUGGUGUUUUUGGAAAUGUUGUAAGAGCAAGGGAUGUUAAACAAAAUAAUAUGUUAAUUGCUAUAAAAAUUAUUAGAAACAAUGAUUUAAUGUUAAAAGCUGGUAAAAAAGAAUUGGAAAUUUUAAAUAAAUUAAAUGAAGCAGAUCCUCAAGAUAAAUAUCAUUGUUUGCGAUUGUUAACUUCAUUUUCACAUCAUAAUCAUUUAUGCUUAGUAAUGGAAAACUUGAGCAUGAAUCUUCGAGAAUUAUUAAAAAAAUAUGGUAGUAAUGUUGGUAUACAUAUUAGUGCUGUUAGAGCAUAUGCACAACAACUUUUUUCUGCACUAGGAUUAUUAACAAAAUGUUCUAUUUUACAUGCUGACAUAAAACCGGACAACAUUUUAGUUGAUGAAUCAAAAAUAAAAUUAAAACUUUGUGAUUUUGGUUCAGCUCUUCAUAUUGCUGAUGCUGAAGUUGCACCUUUAUUAGUAUCUCGUUUUUAUCGCGCUCCUGAAAUUAUGAUGGGACUACCAUAUGAUUAUGGUAUUGAUAUGUGGAGUGUUGCUACAACUUUAUAUGAAAUUUAUACAGGCAAAACAAUGUUUAAAGGAUGUCAAAAUAAUGAAAUGCUUAAAGUUAUAUUUGAAUUAAAAGGAAAAUAUUCAAAUAAAUUAAUAAGAAAAGCAAAAUUUAAAGAUGAACAUUUUGAUAGUAAUUGUAAUUUUGUAUAUCAUGGAAGUGAUAAAAUGACAUUAGAUAAAAAUAGCUUUUGUACAUCUGUAAAAAUUUCAAGAAAUUUAGAAGAAGAACUUCGUGGGAAUCAAAUUUUAGAUAAGGCAAAUUACCAACAAAUGCUAAAAUUUAAAAGUUUGUUAGAGGAAAUGACAGUGCUAGAUACAACUAAAAGAAUCACUUGUAUAAAGGCUCUCCAACAUGCGUUUAUUGUUGAAAAAAUAUAA